This is a messenger RNA of Melopsittacus undulatus (budgerigar), 12016 nucleotides long. It is a transcript of the gene N4BP2, whose product is annotated as NEDD4 binding protein 2. The record is from RefSeq and is a predicted model, not a curated record. Bases 1911 to 7271 code for a protein of 1786 amino acids. Gene Ontology annotation, molecular function: ubiquitin binding; endonuclease activity. Gene Ontology annotation, cellular component: nucleus. NCBI's taxonomy places the organism in Eukaryota, Metazoa, Chordata, Aves, Psittaciformes, Psittaculidae. The transcript has 25 exons.
CCUCGGGCCUGGGGCCGGCCCCGGAGCACCGCCCAGCCAGGACCCCUCAGCCCCAGGCCCGGGGCAGGGGCGAGGCCGAUCAUCAGACAGCAUGGCAGAGGAGUACACCGACAACACGGUGAUUCAGCAGCAGAGAAUACUGAGUAUCAGUGGAAGAAAAUUUUCCUAAAUUCAGGGUUUGUCCCUUGGCCCUUUGCUGGAUAUGAGAAAUGGGAACACAAGAAAAGAUCAGGAUGGUUUUUUGAUAUCCACAAAAUUUGACAUAUCAGAUUAAUACAAACAGCACAGCAGAGAACAUCCAAUACAGAAGCAGAUUCACCACAGAUCAAAACUGAAGUGUGAGCUUAUUUCGAAUUCAGAAGAUCCUUAUAGCAGUGAGGCUGCUGUCAGCUAUGAAUUAAAGUUCUACUUCGGAAAUCACAUGCUGGCUGAGGGAAUAGUUAUCUUUUGUAGGAACACAAACUUCCAAGAUCAUGGGUAAAGUAAUAUUAACUGGAGACACAGACAUUCCAAGAAGCCAAGUUAAACAUCUUAACUCAGCAUUAAGCUCAUAACCUCCACUGCAAUCACUGAUGCCAGCUCCCACCACUUUCUUCAGAUUCCUUAAAAACUCAUGCCAUUUCUCCUCCAGCAUCAGCCCCCAGAGCCACGGCAUCAUUCCGUACCGCAGCAGCUUUCUCUUCUGCUACGACUUUAGAAGCUGCUUAGUGUAACAGGACAGCGGCAGCAGCACCAGAAGUUAAACAUCCACCCGUUUUCUGUGAUGGAUUUGAAACCUGUCGCUACAUGGCUGUGAGGUUUCACUGUGCUCUUCCAGAUCUCCUAUAAACAACUGUUUGCUGAACGUCCUGUAACCAGUAACAUGCCCUCUACAUGUUACUGGUUUCAGUAACAGGCAAAUUCUGUCCACGCCGGUUUUCCCAUGCCGGUUAAGGGCACAUAGUCAUCCUUUUCGACGGUGAACUCGUGAAGCUGUUUUGACAGUCGUUUUAUCGGUAACCACUGGACAAGGUGGUGAGAGCCGCCUCAUGGAGAGGAGGGCUGCCCUCAGCCGGGGCGGGCCUCACCUCAACCGGCAGCAGCAGCUCUCGCUCCCCAGUUUCAGUUUCUUCUGCGGAACGACCUCUUACAGGGCUGCCGGUGCCGGUGAGCCCCGCAAGUCACCAGCGGCAGGGCCCCCCCCACUCCAUAGCCGCUGUCCCCGCCCCAGCACCCUCGCUCGGGAGCGGCUCCUGCUCCCGCCCACCUCGGGCCCAGCCACCUCAGCGUCCGCUCGCUACGCGGCGCCCGGCGCGGCCGGGUUGCAUAACGGCGAGGGCCGGGCGGCGCUGUAGGCCCCAGGAGGGCGGCACUGCGGGGAGCCUCCUCCCGGGCUGUUCUUCCCCGGCCGGACGGAGAGGGGCACUGUGUCCCCGCGGCGCACGCUCCAGCGGAGUUUCCCCCUCUCCCCGGCCACCACCGAGCAGCUCCCCAGUCCCUGCGUCUGCCGUCGGCGGAACCCGGCGAGCCGAGCAGCGGGAGGUUUACUUUGCCUAAAUCCCCACAUGAUGGAACAAAUAUUUUCUUGACCUGCAUGGAUAUGUAGACCUUUUCAAGAUGGUUAAGAACUGUGGUGAAGAACCAAGUGGAAAGACAAGAGGGACAUCCACUUCUGCUGGCAUCUGAUCUGUAUGUUUGAAACUAUGGUUUCCUGACAGAAGAGUGUGUUAUAUUUCUAUGUGCCAUCAGUGGUGAUUUUGGAAAGAUGAGAACGGACCCACUGCAGGGCAGCUCAGUGAAGCUGAAAAUGUCUGCUAUUUCUGUUAUGUGUAUCCCAGCUACAAGGGGUUUUUUGUGAUUUCUGAGCUUGGUGCUGUCACCCUCAUGUGAACAAACUAAAGAGAAAACCAGUCAGAUUUUUGGAAAACAAAAUGCCACGGAAAAGGAAAACUGGUGGGAGCCCUUCUCUGAAGAAUGGCAGUUAUGAGAGAACUGUUGCUGUAUUCCAAGGGGACCCAAGCUUUUCACUGUCACAAGCAGUGCAUAGUGUCAAUAAGGAAAAGCUUCUGAACAGCAUGUCAGAGAUGUUUUCUGACCUAGAUCCUACUGUGGUUUAUAUGGUUCUGUCUGAAUGUGAUUUUAAAGUAGAGAAUGCUAUGGAUUAUCUGCUAGAACUGUCUACUCAUGCUGAAGGAGUAGGAUCUUCAAAAACCUUGAGUUUUGAUACAGUAGCACCAUCAUUAGCUCUUGUUAAUCAGCAAAUAUCUGUUGCAAAUGAAAGAUGGGAAAGUACUGCAGAACAAAGUAAUUCUGAAGAAGGGAUGGAAGAGGUCCUAUCAAAUGAUGUGCAGCUCACUGAAGAACUGGAUUCCUUAAUAGAAAAUUCCUUUCAGAGAUACAGCUUGAGUGAUGAAUUGCCUGAUUCUUCAAAUGACCAAAUACUGCAUAAGCGUUCUGUGGAACACGAUGGCUUUAAUGAAUUUCCUGAGUGGGAAAAAUCUUUUUCAGGUUGCAGUCUUCUACUUUUUCCCCAGCAAACAGAGACAAAUAAUGAGGGUUUAGAAAACUUCUGCUGUUCUCAGCCACCAGUGAGUCAGCUAAGUGUCCAUACAGACUCACCAGCUGCAUCUGACACUUCUGCACAAAUACAGGAAGAUUCCCAUUUGCCAGAAACACAUACUCAGCAUGAUGUGGCUUCAGAAGUCUAUAAACAACCCAAUGGAGUAAUACCUUGUGGAAAUUCUGAUCAGACACAAGAUACGGUUUUGGAUCAGAAAAGUGUGACUGCUGCUUCUGUUGAGUCCUCCCAAAGACCUCUGGAACUUGAAGUAGCUGUCACUGGAAAUCCUUAUUCAGGAUGCCUGGAACAGCACAAAGAGGCAGUGACUGCCUUUAACAGCCACCAGAGUACCUCUCUUCCAGAGGCAUAUGUCUCUCUUGAAACAUCCAUGUUAAAAACACCAGAACCUGUAGAUUUGCCACAAACUCAGCAGGGUUGUAAAUUAAACUUUUCCCCACUGUCAUGUCAACCUCAACAACACUGGAAUGUCAUGGCUCCUGUGUUUUAUCCAUCCAGGGGAAGUCACAGCUUUGUAACUCCUGUGGCUGUCAGUCCAGGGCAGUGGCGACUUGUUUCAGACUAUAGGACUUCAGAAAAAGAACAUUAUUUUUCCUCUCCAGUGGUUUCAAAUGCCUGGGAUAGCAGCCCUUCUCUGAAACUACAGGAAAAUCAAGAUAGAAACUUCAAAUUGAACCUCUCACAAGCACAGCAGUCACCUGUUUGUCACAUGAUGAGAAGAAGGACGCACCUUAUAGGUCAAGUGCUUGUUCUUCUCAGAGGUGUUCCAGGAUCAGGAAAAUCAUAUUUGGCAAGGACUUUGCUUGAGGAUAACCCAGGUGGAGUCAUUCUUAGUACUGAUGAUUACUUUUAUAAGCAUGGACAAUACCAAUUUGAUCCCAAUUGCUUAGGGGAAGCACAUGACUGGAACAGGAAACGAGCCAAAGAAGCAUUUGAAAUGAGAAUCUCUCCCAUAAUAAUAGACAACACAAACAUACAAGCAUGGGAGAUGAAGCCUUAUGUUACUUUGGCUCAGCAGUUUAAAUACAAAGUUGUGUUUCGAGAACCAGGCACAUGGUGGAAGUUUAAACCCAAAGAACUUGAAAGGCGAAACAUUCAUGGUGUCUCUAAGGAAAAGAUCAAAAGAAUGUUGGAGCGAUAUGAGCACUGCCUUACUGUUAGUUCAAUAUUGGAUUCUUCAGCCCCAGACAAAGCAGAAGCUGCUGGUUGGAGUGAAGAUCCUUGUCAGGAGAAAAAGCAUAGGGAGCGGACAUUACAUUCUGAUGUGAAGAAAGAACCUUUCGCUUCUGAUUUGGGGCCUCUUGAAUUAGCUGAAGAUAAUAAAACUUUUCCCAGGACUUCUCUAACAUUAGAAAGUAACUGUGAUCCUGAGCAUCUUCAGAAAGAGGAAAAAGAAAUUGAAAAUAGCUCAGUGGAACACAAUUGUGAGGCCAGUACUGUUCAAGAUGACUUGGAUGUUUGUUUGUCAGAUCAUGCAGAAAAAGAAAUGCCCUUGGAGAAGAAAGAAGAAAAGGGAGAAAAACUAGGAGAAAAUGCUGAAACAGAAAAGGUUGAGAUUGAUGCGACCACGACUGAAGAUACUCUGUGCUUGCAUACAGAAGGAGUUGAGGAGCACAGUGAUAACAACUUUCUCAAAGUUCAGAUUGAACAAUCUGGCCAAAUACGUACAGAACCAAAAUUAACAGAAAGUAGUAACACAGCAGAACCAAGCAGUUUGGCUUUUGUCACAUCAGGAAAACCAGAACUACUGAACUUUCUGGGUGACUGGCCUGUAGAACAAACAAUGGGACAGAGAGUCAAAAGAGCUAGAAGACUAGAAAAAUCUUUUCUAAAGAGUGAUAAAGAAGUUAAAACUCCCAGUCAACAGAAUCCUGAGGUAGGUAAAGAGCAAGCAGGCCUGCCUGGGACCUGUACUGUUGAAAAAGGAUAUGAGGAAGAAAAUCUAGCCUCUGGCUGUUUCUCUGUUAUUUCAGAUGAAGUUACACUGCAGUUGCAAAUGGCAGGACAUUGGCCUGUCACAGGCUCAUUAGAACAGAGACAACAAAGGUCAAAGAGAAUGAGAAAGACAAAUCUAAAUCAGUCCGAUGAACACAGAAAUGCUGAAGGUGACAUUAAUAGAAAUGCUCUUGAGACUGUAGAUGUGCUUUGUGGGACACCUGGGAACACUGCAGAGCAACCGGAUACAGAGACUUUGCAUAUGCACCAACCUGAAACAGAGGCUACAGAGAGUGAAACAAUAGGUGAUAAAAAAAUGCAGCAAAAUAAGAGAAUGAGGAAACAUCACAAAUUGGCCCUCACUUUUACAAAUAACAAUUUGCCCCAUCCAAAAGAAGAGGAAUGCUUGUCAACGCUUAAUGUAGAAGAAGAGAAACAGGAUGCAUGCUCGUGUAGGCAAAAAAGUAGCUAUUCACAGACUGAAUCACAGGACUUUGCUCUCCUGUGGAGGUUAGAAAAGAAAGUUCUUUUUCCAGAGACUACCAGAGUAUUGCAUGGCAGACUAGAUGGCUUCAAACCCAAAGAUGUAGGUAAUGUGUCAGAUUCUCAGGAAAAAAUUCCCUACCGAGUUAUGUAUGAUAAAAGUACAUUAGUGGAAGAAAGUGAACUUAUCAAUAUUGAUGAGUCUGAAAAGCUGAAUAUGCUGUGUAAGCUCUUUGAUUCUGUUUCAUUUGAAGCUGUAAAAGAUCUGUAUGAAAGAUGUAACAAAGACAUAGAUUGGGCCACAGGUCUGCUCUUAGACUCUGAUGAAAAGUUACGCAAAGAUGUUGGCACUGAAUGCUUUCAAGUAAGAGAAGCUGAACCAGUUGUUACAGACCUUGAUUUCAAGGCAAGUACAAACCACAGUGAGAAUCUCAAGGACUGUGAACAAAUGUCACAAAUAAUUGGGGCUGGUAGUAUCUCUAAGCCUUCAGAAGAUAAGAAUUCAUCAUUCAGCAUUGCAGAAAGUCAGACUGCCAAGGCAACUAUGACGGAUGUUGAUGUGUCUGAUGCAUUGACUGCUACCUCACUGAAGGAUUCAUCAGAACCAAAGAAUUGUGGAGGUGCGGCUCCUGGGACUGAUGCAGGCAGCUCAGCAGCAGGUAUCUUUGAGCCGUUUGUUUCAGGAAAGCAGAAGGUAGAAGCUGAGAGUCCUGUUGAAGAACCUAAAAAUAAGGCAUUAGUCUCACAACAUGAUGCAGGUUUCUGUGUACCCAUGACUCUGCCUCAUGGUCCUAACACAACUUCUACCAAUUUGAAAUUUGAACUAAAUAACGAGAGCGACAGUAACCCUUCGGAAAGCAAUGCAGAGAAUUCCAAAGUGAUGACUUCAUUACUAGAAGUGGAUCAUGCACCUUUGUUCGGUCCUAGGAAUGAUGAAGAAUUGGAAACUCAGGGGAGUUUCAGAGAGAUACAUGGUAGAGAACAAAUUGAAACUCCAAGCAGGGAUGAAGCCAAAGCGAAGAUACAAAGUCCUAUACCAGCAUCACGUGCAGCCUUCAAUAUAGAUUGCCUGGAACUGACAUUACCUCCUGAACUGGCACUCCAAUUGAAAGAAAUAUUUGGGCCUGUUGGCAUUGAUGCAGGGUCACUGACUCUUGAGGAUUGUGUGGUUCAUAUUGAUCUGAAUUUAGCCAAAGUGAUUCAUGAGAAAUGGAAAGAAUCUAUUCUGAAGCGUCGGAGGAGAGAUGAAUCAUGUAAGUUGUCUGCAGAGGGUCCUACUGUGAUUCAGCAGAUAGAUACAGAUGACUCAGAAAUGCUAUUAUCUCAGACUGCAGACAGUAAAAUACAGAAGAAAAUGAGCUGGGUAUCUGGCUCAUCUAACAACAUACAGACUAAAAACCCAGCAACAUCAGACGUUUUCCCCUUUAUGGAUCACUGGAAUGCUCAGAUUCAGAAAGUUUCUCUCAGACAAAUAAUUUCCGAAGAAAUAGCUAUGCAGGAGAAACAGGACCUGAAUCGUGUUCCUUGUAUGGCUAAAAAAGACUGUGCCGCUAAACUAAAGGAGAAACAACUUUUUGAGAUGUUUCCAACUAUUAGUCAAGAUUUCUUAAUGGAUAUCUUCAAGGACAAUAACUACUCUUUACAACAAACAGAACAGUUUCUGAACUGUGUUCUGGAGGCAGAUCCUGUAAAAACAGUUAUAGCUCAAGAAAGUGUUCAGCAAAAUGAAAUAGCUUCAUCCUGCAGUGCUGCAAAGAACCGGGAGAAGAAGGCAAAAAAAAGUAAGGAAGAGGAUGAACCUUUGAGUGAAAUACUUCAAAAAAUUGAGUAUCCACAAUACGAUGAUUUAAGAGCAGAAGCUUUUUGUCACCAGCAAAAGAGACAGGAAUGUCUGAAAAAGGCCGGGGAGGCCCACUGCAUGGGUAUGAAGUCUGUGGCAGCAUUUUAUGCUCAUCAGGGUCGCCUUCAUGAGCAGAAGAUGAAGGAAGCCAACCAUGCAGCUGCUGUGCAAAUCUUUGAGAAAGUAAAUACUUCCUUGCUGCCUAUGAAUGUGUUGGAUCUGCAUGGUCUCCAUGUGGAUGAAGCAGUGAAUCAGUUGUCCAGAGUGCUGCAGGAAAAAAGUGAAGAGUACCAGCAGACCGGUGGUAAACCGUAUCUCUGUGUUAUCACGGGAAGAGGAAGCCAUAGUCAGGGAGGAGUUGCUCGCAUCAGACCAGCAGCUAUGAGAUACCUCACAAGCCACAACUUCAGGUUCACUGAAAUAAAACCAGGCUGCCUGAAAGUCAUGCUGAAUUGAAGGGUUGUCGAGAAGAGGAAUACAGAAACUGAGGUGUCGGAUCACAGCUAAAAACUUUUUGAACAACUGCAAUAGUAUUUUGUAAUCUGUUUUAAAGGAUGACAUUUUAUUAGAAAUGCUCUCAAUUUACAGCAAGUGUUUUUGUCAGUGUGUUUCCAAGAGAAUUUGUGUGUGGAAUGGAUGCUUUUUUGAACCUGCAAAAAGAAGACACAGGAUUUGAAGUCUCAGAAACACAGGUUAAGAAUUCUGCUGAGCACUACAUGAUGUUUUAAAGGGAAGUUAAGGUACAAUUUUUAAAUAUAACUGUCUUCUCAGUAUACCCAGGCUGUAUCGUCUGACUCUCACACAUUUUAACUGCUGUAGAUUCUAUGCUUUUACAACAUAGUACUUUGUAUGAAGUUAUUUUGUGAUUCAGAAUUUUGUGCGAAACCCUUGAGAAGAGCAAAGGGGAGUUGGGAACUGGGCAACCACUGAUAUUUCAAAUCCAGUUACAACUGAGUGCUAAAUAUUUCCAGGUUUUUUCAAAAGUCUCAUGACUUUUUAGUGAUGGGUUGACCAGUUCUGUUGUACUUUCUCUGUUUUAAACUUCUCCAGAUAAUGAUGGGUGUUGCAUAUAAAGAACUGUGCAUUAAGACCAGCUGGGAGUUUGGUAAUUUUGCAGAUUUACUGUGAUCUAUUAAAGGGAAGAGUACAACACUGUAGUUCAAUCUCUACCUACACAUAGCUAAUACUGUAAUUUUACAGUAUUUAUGCAGGAGAUGCCCUUAACUUUUUUCAACAUCUACUGGACUAAAACCAUUUCUUCCUUUAUGGCUUUUUAAAUGGAGCAAAUUGAGUACAGUUUCACUUUACAGGCAUCUAAUAGUGACAUGUCUUCAUUCUGUGUGUAUUUAAUUUGGCGAUUUCCUUGUAGAAAAUAUGGUUGUCAGUGAGACAUUUUAAAUGUAUUUUUAACAUCAAAGUGAAUGCUAAUUCUACAGUAGCAAUUGCCUAACCGGAAAGUCUGGGAAUACAAAAGUUAUUCCACUGUUGGUGGGGUUGCAUCAGCAUCUAGAAAUACCAGUGUAAAAAAGCAAAACAACAACAAAAAACCCCAAAUACUCCCCCACCAUUUAAAUAUAAACAUCAGUAUUGUGUCAAGUGUUUCCAGUAAGCAAUCGAAAACUUUUUAAGUAGAAAUAUCUUCUAGCAUGCAUUACUAUUUUUAUUUAUGUCUUUGGCUCUUGAAAGGCAUACAAAUUUUUGUUGUAAGGCUUUUUCAGAAACAGGUAUGGGUUGUGUAUUAGGAGCAAUAUUAAUAGGUUAAGGAUUAAGGGGAGGGUUUAUUAAUUUUAAACCACUUUCGCAGUAAUUUUUAUCCAGGAACUACAUGCAUACAGAAUUUGUGUAUGAAUCCAUAUAUGUGUGCAAGUUCUGCCAUUUGUGUGCAUGAGGAGUAAUAAGCAAGGAACUUAUGUGAGAAAAGCUGUGCACAGAAAUGGGUUUCACUUGAAAAUGUACCUGUGUAAGUUGCUGACAAACUGAAAGAUACGAUACUUCCUAAAUAUCUGUAUUUACUGUAAUAUAUACACAGUGAAUGCAACGUACAUUUAAAAAUUAGUUUGUCAUGCUUCAGCAGGUACAAUAAUCUUUUCAUGGUGAAUUCAAGUGGAGGAAUUGCUUGAAUAAUAUUUAAUCAAAGGGAAUUUUACUGGAAUAAUAGUCAUAAUAUUUUUUGAGGUACUUAGUUCAUCUGAAUCAUGUCCUUUCUCUUUUUUCUUUCUCUCUGGGCUGCUCAUGUAACCAGGAGGUAAAAUACAAAAAAGUCUGUGCUUCACAAACAGCUUUAGCAGAGCUGUUUCUCCCACUGCAUGAACUCCUGUGCAGUGAAGUCCAUGCGCCACCCUCUGUGACAGUGCCUAAAUGGACUGAGAUGUCACUUAGGUGCUUGGGCUUGACACAGCAGUUCAAACUAUAAGCAAGUCCAGGGGUGCACAUGCUAGAAUUGCGUUGUGAACUUAGGAUCUUUCUUUUGGACCAAGGAAUUUCCUUCUGUUCCUGAACAAGUUUUCCUUGGUGCUACUGUUUAUAACGAACGGAGAAUCAGCUUUCUGGGGCAAGUCUUUAAAGUGGAGUCCCUGUUGUUUGGCUCUGGUGGCUGAGUUGCCCAGCCAGUGUAUGCUCAGAAGUGUGUGUUCAGCUGAUGGAUGCCCAAGCCCUACAGUGAUGUGGUUGUAAAGAGGGAAGUGGCAACACUUCCAUCUGGUUUGGGAGAGGGUCUGGUUCACUCAGCACAUUCACACCUUUCCUGACAUGGGCAAAGACAGUUUAGAUUGCAGUUCAAAAGAAGCAGAACGAGUUGUUGUCUUGCCCAUCUGUUCAUAAUCUAGUUGUUGACAAGUUUACCCUGGAGAUGAGAAACAGCUUUUUACCUGCUUCUGGUUUAGCAAAUGGAUGGUGAUUGAGUUUGACUUUCACUUCCCCAGAAAACACAUAACCAGUGCACUCAAGUCACUCUUAAACUCAUUCUUAAAGCCACCGCUUCCUGAGGCUCUUGCGAAGUCAUUACUGCAAGAUAAAAAUCAAGGGGACAAAAGAGAAAAAAGAAUAAAAAUUGUAUAAACUUGUAGUCUGGAAGAGGAUUAGAACUCUACAGAAAAGAAGGUUCAGUGUGCUUCCAUAUUAUUUUUUCAUCUCUUAGACCUAUUUGAAUAAAUGCAUAAAAAUGUUCAGGGCAAAACCUCAGCUACACCCAUUACUGGGACAGUUUUUCUCCAGUCUGUCAAAGUCAGCAGAGGAGUACAUAGUUUAAGAGCAAUUUGGAGUGCUUCUUGCAUUGUCCUUUUGGAUACAGGUUGAGGUUCACUAAGGUACUCUGAAUACCCUGUGUGGUUUUAGAUUGAUUAUGCACCUGUUAAAAGUUGUGUGAUCACAGGCUGAACUUUAAUGGAAGAUGAUGGUUUAAAUUCAUUAACAUGGGUGCUGACUGAAGUGAUCAACUUUAUAGAAGUUAGUGACAGAGCCUUUAUCAGCUUCGGCAACUCAGGGUGAGUCAUUCCAGUUCCAGCUCGGAGGAAAUAUAAUGAGCUCAACCUUUUUCUUCCAUAUGAUCUUAAGCAUGUGCUUAGAAGCUGAGCUGAGCUGGAUACACAAUGGAGCAGAAGAUCAGUGCACAGAAAGAAAGAAAGACUUUUAUUAGUAAGGAUCUCCAUGCUUUCAGCUACUUGCCAAACUGUCCAGAAAUAAAACACUGGACUUCUUGUAUUUGGCAGUUUUAUGAUGUACAGUGGAUGAAUUACAUCAAAUAUAAUUGUUUCAAAAUGGUAUUUCAAAGUAGGUUACAUUUUAGAUCUUUCAGUCUUUCUGAUGUAUUUUGCAAUUACAUCAGUGAGAAUCCUGAGGUAUUGUGUAAAUUCUGUAUCAUCUUAUACUUUUAAUUAAAAUAGCACUUAACAGUAUUGCCACCAGCACUCUGAAAUAACGUGCGACUGUUAAAAUACCUAUUUUGUGUACCACUUUUUAUCCUAUUCUUCAACAGCAUGUGGUCGUGAUGACUGGUAGCUUUUAAUACCUGACUUUUGGAAAGCAUUUUAACCUUUAUCCCAAUUUUUCAUUUAGAAAACUUAUCUUUGUGUGUAUAUAUAUGUAUAUAUAUAUAUAUGUAUGUAUAUAUAUACAAAAUUUAAUAUUGUGCUAGCAUUGAUGAAUCAUCUUACAGUGAAUUAAAAAAAAAAGACCCAGAGGUGCAAUGAAGAAAGUUGUUCUCCUGAGUAACGUGUUUAAAAAUAUGUUGAUUGUGAAAGUAGUGGGGCAAAAGUGAUUUUUUUUUAAAAACAUUUCAAGAUACCUUGACAAUAUUUUAAUGACUUUUGCUUUUAAAGGUAUGUGGUACAAUUAUAUUUAAACUUCGUGUUUUUGUAGGCCUGUUGAAGGACACCUCAGGCAAAGUUUAACUGACAUUUUUUUUGUGGCUGUUGGAAGCCAUUGUGACCUGGGAAUUCCCAUUUAAACAAUGUCCAGGUGCUCUAGUCAAAACCUAGAACAUCACUAGAACUAGAACAUCUGGAACAUUACUGUUGUGGGUAUGUGGAAUGUCAGUGAAGAUCUUGUAGGUUUGGCAGAACAUGUACUCUUAAGGUUUUACUUGAGGAGGUGAAAAGUAACCACGUUGUUACUUAAUCUUGCCACAAAAUAUGGUGGGUAGACAGGAAAAUAAUUUAGUUGCUGAUAAUGGCAAAGAGGGAUCAUCAUAAAUGUAAUAUGAGAAAUUAUACAUAGACUGUAUGUUACUGAUGCUUGUGUCUUCAAGUGCAGCUCACAUUUCCAGAACAAUAUUGUGCUCUUUGUGGAGCCAAGGAGAGGAUAGAGUAUCAGCACUGUAACACAGAAGAGUUGGUUGACUUACCACAAUUCCCAAGUAUCAUAUUCUCUUAGAAAAACUCACACAAAGCCCAAUGUUCUUGCUAUUUCAGCUAAAUAAACUCUGCAGAUGAUUAAAUGACUAUAUGUGAAUUUAGAUGUGAGAAGACCUAGUAUUGCAGCUGCCAAUUGUAAAAGCUCUUAGGACCAGUACCUUGGAAAGAUACAAAUGUCUAUUUUUAAAUUAAAAUUUAAAAAUGCUUUUUUUUUAUUUGUAUAAAGUUGUAAUUUUGCUGUUAACUGUAACUUUAAUUUUUUACUGAAAUACAGUUUUGUAAUUUGCAUUUAAAAUUUCUAAUGUGAAAAGGAUUUACAAAAUAUAGUUUAAUAAAGGAUUUUUGCCACAA